AUGGCAGACACGCCCUCCCAGUGCACUGGGCUCUGCGCUUUGGUGCCCUUUGCCCGGCCGCUCGCCAUUGUUUUCUUCGCUACCGCCGCGGCCUGGAUCUUUCUCAUCGACGUCCUCCUUUCUCGUUGCAGACCGCCCUCUUUGGCCCACUCCCUUCGCCGCCAUGUCACCCCAGCCAUCAAUCGAUACAUCUCUUGGACCUGGCCAUUGUGCGCCUGUUUGUUCAUUGACCCCGUCUACCAAUCUGCCCUGUUCGCCCUGGCCCUUGGCUACUUCUUCUGGACUCACUGGAGUGCAUAUCGAUGGAUGAGAUGGUUUGGCCUUGUCGCUGGAGCCGGCCUGAGUGCGACCUGCAUCCUCGCUCUCGCUAUUCUCUGCAUCGUCUUGGAUCCCACCAUUCUCGCCCGUCAUGAUGCUAUGAGCCCUGGAGUGUACCUGGGCCAGUCAUAUCACGAUCAUCAUCUCCUCGGCCGCCACUCUCCUGUUGCUGCCUUCCACGCGGGAGCUCGCUUCGUCGAAUCGUUCAGACCACUGGAUUCCCACAUCCCCUUGAUGGCGGCGGCAUAUUGCGAGCUCGACAACAUGCUCAUCACAGUGUGUCCAAAUGGUGUUGACGAGUUCGUGCGUCAACAUCCCGACACUCAAGCUUUUACCACCACCUUGCCGCGCACAUCUCGACUCUGUGACCGGAAAUCGUCAUCAUCUCUGUCUCCAUCCUCAUGGAUCUCCACCCGCAAACCCUCUUCACGAGAAAGCGAGUGUCUGUCUGAUGACGCCUAUGUCACAGAUGUGCUGAUCCUCCGCGACCGCCUUGCUCGCCAGAUACGCUGCUACAAGAGCGAGUUCGCUCCCAUGUUGGAUGAAGUGAUUCGAAAACUGCAGGACCUCAACAACCACUUGCAAUCUCAUUGCAUUUCUUCUCCAUCUGACCUCCAGCCGCACCCCUGGUAUCUCGAGUAUCUCGACAAUCCUCUCGGCUCCACAUGUCCCAGUCCCCGGACUGCUCAUCACUUCGUCCAUCCCACCGUGGCAACCUGGUACUGCGUAUACCUCCGUCCUCACGUUCUCUGGAUCCGCCCAAGUGUUCAACAGCUCUUCCCGGUCAUCUUGCGUCGUCCUGCCCAGCUCCGCCAGCACACAGCCGUCCUGCUACUCACCCUUCAGCAUGUCUUUCCUCUGCUGCCGUCUGCGACUCUACGUGCCUUUGACUGGGGUCAAGAAUGGGAGCACAGACUUGGCUCUCUCCGCGAUCUUCCAGAUCCUGCCAAAGUCGGCCGGACGCUUGAUGGAGACGAUCUCGACGUGAUACAACAACUUCAUCUCCAGGUCACACAGCAUGAGCUCGACAAGCUGCACCUUGACGUUCAUACCGCAGCUCAACUCAACUACUGGAAAGACCAUGUGAUUGACAUCGCCAACAAGAUCAGCGCUGGCGGCCGACAAGAUCGAGUGUGGGAUGAGCUGAAAGAGGAUCUCCGUAGUGAGAUCUCCAAGACCCUUUCGAAGGCGUUUGGCGUUGUCAGUGAUUCGACAUCCCACAACCACCACCAACACCAACGCUACGGCUUUGACAGCUUCAACAGCUUCGCGAUGGAAGAGGAAGAUGUCUGUUCCGCCUCAUGGCAAGGUUGGGGGAACUUGACGUUGUGCGAGUUGGAGGGCUGGUCCAGGAGAGGCCGACCGAUCGUCCCCGGCGUGGGAAGCGUGGUCAUCCGGCCGGAGGAGUCCCAGCAGGGGAAAUGGGAGGGCACAGUGCGAGUGGCAGAUCUGAGCCCGAUGCAGGAUUGUUGGCAGCGGGUCGUGGAGUGGAAGAGCUUGAAAAUGUCGCUUCCGCAGUGGUGA
Messenger RNA from Zasmidium cellare ATCC 36951, 1842 nucleotides. RefSeq lists its product as uncharacterized. Bases 1 to 1842 code for a protein of 613 amino acids. NCBI's taxonomy places the organism in Eukaryota, Fungi, Ascomycota, Dothideomycetes, Mycosphaerellales, Mycosphaerellaceae. The record is from RefSeq and is a predicted model, not a curated record. The transcript has 3 exons.